Molecule: messenger RNA, 732 nt
Organism: Ipomoea nil (Japanese morning glory)
Lineage: Eukaryota; Viridiplantae; Streptophyta; Magnoliopsida; Solanales; Convolvulaceae
Product: NAC domain-containing protein 90-like
Exons: 3
Coding region: 1-732 (243 amino acids)
Biological process (GO): regulation of DNA-templated transcription
Molecular function (GO): DNA binding
Source: RefSeq, a predicted model, not a curated record
AUGGAGGAUAAUUGUCUACAGGGUUUCAGAUUCUUCCCCACUGAGGAAGAAUUAGUUUGCUUCUAUCUCAAACAUAAGCUCCAAGGCGACAGGGAAGACAUUGAUGCGGUUAUUCCUGUCGUCAAUAUCUAUGAUCAUUGUCCAUGGGAUCUACCUCGGUUGGUUGGAGAGCUUUGUAGGGGUGAUGACCCAGAAGAGUGGUUUUUCUUUGUUGAUAUGCAAGAAAAUAUAUCCCGUGGAGGAAGACCCAACCGGCUUACACCAGAAGGAUACUGGAAAGCAUCUGGUAUCCCCACUCUCAUGUAUUCAAAUAAUGAGAUAAUAGGACUCAGAAGGACCAUGAUUUUCUAUAGAGGUAGGGCUCCCACAGGAAGAAAGACGGAAUGGAAGAUGAUAGAGUACAAAGCCAUUCUGGGACAACCUCCUCCCACAGCUACAAUUUCUGAUGUACAGUUACGGCACGAGUUCAGCUUGUGCCGUAUUUAUAAGACGGCGAGGCUUGACCGCGGAUUCGACCGGCGUCCGCCUGCCCCAGCUGCCAUUGCUGUUCCUCGAGCUGCAGAGCCGCCAUCUCCACACCUGCAAACUGUACCAGAAGCCAUAGCGGCGCAGCCAUCUUCCUCGCAUCCGCAGGCUGUCCCAGAAUCUGUAGAAGAUUCAUCAUCUUUGCAGAAUAAUUUCUGGGACGAUGUUUGUGUUCCUUUAUGGGAUUGGGAAGGAAUGGAUUUUUGA